AUGAAGAGCCUGGACGAGGCUCCAGGGAGUGAAACCGUCAGACUGAACAACUGGGAGCGAGAAAAUCAAUCAGCGACAUCCCAUUAUGAGAGUCUGCUCCUCGCUGAUCCAGUGAAACCAUGCCGACGGACCCGUGCAACUGUCAAAGAGUGGCUGUUGAAGCUGACAUGUUGUUUGGGAACAGUGUGUGGAAUGGAGUGGUAUGGCUUUGCUGCUCUAGGCAUUUUCACUGCCAUCCUCAGCUUCCUCAUGGACCUCAGUGUAACAAAGCUGCUGAGAGCUCACCAGUGGCUUUACAUGAAGCUGGAAGGCAACAGUCUGCUGCAGUUCUUCUGCUGGACUCUUUACCCAGCAUGCCUGUGUGCGGUCGCAUCAUCGUUCUCGCACAACAUCUGUCCCUUCUCCACAGGCUCUGGGAUUCCAGAGGUGAGAACCAUGCUGGCUGGUAUUGAAAUGCCUCAUUACUUGUCUCUCACUAAUAUGUUUACCAAGUUCCUGGGCCUUAUCUGUACACUGGCAGCUGGCAGCACCAUUUUCCUGGGCAAAGUGGGUCCGUUUGUGCAUCUUUCCACCAUGGCUGGAGCCUACCUGAGCAAACUCUGCACUCUUAUCCAAGCCAGUAAGAAGGAGGAGGCUGCUGGAGAAAUGCUGGUUGUAGCCGCUGCAGUAGGGGUAGCCAGCUGCUUCGGAGCUCCCAUCAGCGGUGUUUUGUUCAGUGUGGAGGUGAUGUGUUCUCACUUUGCCCUGAGGCAUUACUGCCCAUGCUUCUUCUCAGCUACUUGUGGGGCGCUGACCUUCCGCCUGUUCUCGGUCUGGAGUGGAGAUGGAGAGACUAUUCAGGCCUUGUUCAAAACUAAUUUCCCCACUGGUUUACCUUUCUACCCACUGGAGAUUCUGCUGUUUGCUUUCCUGGGGUUGCUGUGUGGAGCUGUGAGCUGCUUCUAUCUCUUCUGCCAUCGCUGGAUCCUUCAGUUCAGCAAAACAAACUCAAUCUUCAUCAGGAUGCUGACGACAGAGAAGGGUCUGUACUCAGGCAUGGUGGCCUUCCUCCUGGCAUCUCUGACGUUUCCCCACUCUGCUGGUCAAUAUAUGGCUUCUAAGCACACCAUGAAGCAGCUCCUCGCCUCUUUACUGGACAGCAGGCAGUGGAGCUCACAAUCCCACAAUGCCUCUGCUCAGCUUUUGUUGGAGUGGAGCUCAUCAGGGAGUCCUGUCUACAUGUCUUUGACUGUCUUUCUGCUCAUGAAGAUGUGGAUGCUGGUCCUCGCCUGCACGCUGCCUCUGCCAGCUGGAUACUUCAUGCCAGUGUUCGUCUACGGGGCAGCUUUGGGACGUUUGCUUGGAGAAGGAGUAGCUUAUGUGUCUUCCUCUGCACUGACGACAGAUGAGCAGUGGGCUUCUGUAAAUCCUGGGGGCUAUGCACUUGCUGGUGCAGCAGCCUUCUCUGGGGCUGUGACACACACCUUGUCCCCAGCUCUCCUGGCUGUGGAGUUAACUGGCCAGUUCAGCCACGCAGUUCCCGUCCUCCUCGCCACUCUGCUGGCCAAUGCUGUGGCUCGCUCUGGGCACCACCCAUCUUUCUAUGAUGCGCUCUCCAUCAGCAAGAGGCUCCCACACCUGCCCUCUCUGACGAAGGCAAGCCCCCAGCUUCCCUCCACGCCUGUCGGACAGGUUUUGGGAGCGAAAUCAGUGCAGCUUCGGAAGACAGCUGGGCCAGUGGAGGUUCAGCACGCUGUCAACAACAGCACUGAAACACAAAUCCCUGUGGUGGACUCACAUGAGUCGCUGAUUUUACUGGGGUUUGUCCUCCGGUCGGAGCUGCUGAAGUUCCUGCGUCACAGCAAGACUGAGACGCUGGAUAAACAUCUGGAUGAGGUCUGCUGCAUUUACCCCACCUCUGUCCUGUUAUCGCCCCACAGCACGGUUCAGGAGGCCCACAGUGUCCUGAGUCUGGUUGGAGGCCAGACAGUGUUUGUGGCAGACAGGGGAAGGCUGGUCGGGCUCAUCACAUGGCCAGAGAUGAAGAGAAUAAUAGAGGACCUGGCCAAAGACAUCUAA
Molecule: messenger RNA, 2058 nt
Organism: Chelmon rostratus (copperband butterflyfish)
Lineage: Eukaryota; Metazoa; Chordata; Actinopteri; Chaetodontiformes; Chaetodontidae
Gene: clcnk
Product: chloride channel K
Exons: 19
Coding region: 1-2058 (685 amino acids)
Biological process (GO): transmembrane transport; chloride transport
Cellular component (GO): membrane
Molecular function (GO): voltage-gated chloride channel activity
Source: RefSeq, a predicted model, not a curated record